Molecule: messenger RNA, 1390 nt
Organism: Glossina fuscipes
Lineage: Eukaryota; Metazoa; Arthropoda; Insecta; Diptera; Glossinidae
Product: beta-1,4-glucuronyltransferase 1
Exons: 4
Coding region: 56-1387 (443 amino acids)
Source: RefSeq, a predicted model, not a curated record
UAAUAGUUAAAACAAACAAAAAAAAACUAUUUUUAUUUUUGAGAAAAGUUUAAUUAUGAUUUUAAACUCUUUGGUUUUAAAACGUUAUUUUGAGGUUUUCUUUUUAGUGUUUCUCUUGUGCUGUUCGUGUUUCUUAGUGUUAAACAAUGUUUUGAACAGUUCACAACUGGCUACGUUUAAACGCGAAGAAGCGGCAAAAGUUAGUAAAAAUUUCACUAAUAAUAUAUCUCAACGUCUUAAAGUUCUACUGGGAUGUCAAGAUCGUCCUUUAAUUUUCGAGAAACGACAAUAUGGCAACUAUUGGUUAUUAAAAAAUUUCAUACGUGGGCGUUUAAGUGAAAAAAUAGGUUGUUCGGAGGCAAUAACGUAUUGUACAAACGGAGAUUACACCUUUUUUGAUAACUUGCCCGAAGUGGUUAAGCGAUGGUUCGCUCCGGUAAGUUUUGCAAUUUUUGCGCCUGGUUACGAUUUCAAAAUUGCAAUGGAUUCAAUACAAUAUGUACGCAAUUGUUUAAAGGAGUCUCAAUUGAUACAAAAGUAUGUGACUUUCCACAUUUAUUUUCCAAGCCGCCAUAUGCCCGACUAUUUGCCUAUAACUGAAGAAGAAAUCGAUAAUUGGCCGUACGAUUGUCAGAGUUCGGUGAAACCUUAUGAGAACAGCACUCGAGCCGACAUGUAUAAAACUAAAAAUAAAUUACUAUACCCGAUUAAUGUGGGCCGUAAUAUAGCACGAGAAGCAGCUAAUACACAUUUUGUAUUUGUCUGCGAUAUUGAAUUAUUUCCUAGUAAAAAUUUAAUAAAACAAUUCUUUAGAAUGUUAUUACAUAACAAAGCGCUAAUACCGUCUAGAGGCAAUGGAGAGGAAGAGGAAGAAUAUAGAGUUUUUCCCGUACCAGUGUUCGAGGUCGCUAAGACGUCUUCGGUGCCAGAGAAUAAAGCGGAAUUGUUAAAAAUGUUGAAAGUCGACCUCGCAAUACCCUUUCAUAAGUUUACUUGCAAAAAUUGCCAUAUGGUGCCGGGUUACGGUAAAUGGUUAAAUAGGACAAAUGUUAACACCAUGGAAAUCAUUGCGGUGUCUAAACGUGAGGGUAAAUUUGCUUCUUGGGAGCCGUUCUAUAUUAGUGAUAACCGAGAACCGAUGUUCGAUGAACGCGUUACUUGGGAGGGACAAUCAAAUAAGCGAAUACAAAACUAUGCCAUGUGUUUAUUAGGCUUUAAGUAUCACGUUUUACAUCCCGCCUUCUUAGUACAUACCCCUGGUAUUAAGAGAGUCAAUCUUAAGGAUCCACGCCUUAAGUACGUAGCACCUACAAAUGCAUUAAUCCGUAAAAAGAUAAUACCUGAAUAUCAUAUAUUAUACGGUAAAAAUACAAAUUGUCGUGUGUGAUUG